UCCUGGCCGUUGGGGGGCGUGUCCGUUCGCGUGGACGUGCAGUGUGUGGCUCUCCGUGGAGAAUGGCAGGAAUCCGGAGGGACAGGAGGACAAAAGUGUAACGAGAAGCGUUCAAACGCGCCGCCGGCAGAUGUUCCACGUCAGACUGACGAGGAUUCCGCGGGUCUGUGGCGCCUAAAGGCCCGGAUGAACGGGACGAGCUUCCUCCCUGCUCUGAAUCCCGGAGGCGUGCAGAUCGCCGUGCCCGUCGACAUGGCCGUCAGGAUCUGGCUCGCCGGUUCCCCUCCUCUGCGCUCCUACUUCCGUAACCGUGACAACCAACUGUCUUUACCGGACGCCGUGCUGCCCUGCUGCAGCCCUCUGAGACCCUGCCUGUCACCAGGAUGCUGCGAUGCCGUCGCCACGGGAACCGCUCUUUUAGGAGAGGCGGCCACGGAUGGCGGCCAGGCGGACCUGAGGAGGAGGAGGAGGAAGCAGGUGGCGUUCGCGGACUCCUGGGGUUUGGCGCUGACCACCGUUCACGUCUUUGAUGAGUCAGAGGACGACCUGCUGGCUGAGCUGCAGUUCCAGCUCACGGAGAUGAAGGACGCCGUCGCCAAACAGAGUCUGCAGGAGGUCACAGAUUCUGUAGAACCCGCCUUCAGUCUGGUUCUGGGCUUCACGCCUCCUGCUGCCAACUACCUGGAGCUCAGGAACCGCCUGAAAGCCCAGCAGGUUUGUCUGGAGACAUGUUCAGUGCACGAGCGCCUGCUGUCCGGUACCAUCCAGGUCCAAAACAUCUGCUUUGAGAAGUCUGUGUGGGUUCGGAUCACCUUCGACUCGUGGAGCUGCUUCCAGGACGUUCCGUGCCGGUACCUGAACAACGUGUACGGCUGCCCCGACACCGAUACCUUCUCCUUCUCCAUCUUGGUGCCGGAGACCUUGAAUGCUACCAGCAGAGUGGAGUUCUGCAUCCGGUACCAGACGGGCGACCAGAUCCUUUGGGAUAACAACCUCGGAAACAAUUACCGGCUGGUUCUGGUAGAACCAGGCGGGCGGAUCUCUGAGAGACGCGCCGAGCCUGAGGUCCAGAGAGAUGCGACACAGUUUGAUCCAUUUGGAAGUCCCAGAACCUCAGCAGGAUUUUUUUCUGAGUGGCUGGACUGGAACCAUGUAGAGACGGGCGCCUCCUACUGGUGAAGGUAGCACAGAACCGCAACAGAACCACAGAGAGUUCAGCAAGCACAGCCGACUCAUACUUGAAAACCCAGAUUUCUGCACGCAGACCAGCACCUUGUUCUGAUCCGGGAAUGUUUGCAUCCCUUAAUGAAUUUAUACAGAACCCUUGUGGGCUCAUGUGGUCUGGUUCUGGUCCAGAUGAUACCAGACUUUAGGAUUUAAGAGCUCUAGAACCAUCCACAGAACCUGCAAACCUUCAUAACUUUGUAAGACUUCAACACCUCCAAAGACUUCAAAGCCUUUACCGUGUUCCGGUAGAUCCAGCGGGUCUGGUCCGAGCUCAGACUCCUCACUUCUCCUCAGGACUUCAUCAUGGGGGGGGUGUCUUUGUUGGGUUUCAGAGAUGCAUCCAAGUUCAGGACGUUUGGGUUCUCCUCACAUUCAGGUUUUAGGGGGUUCAUCCAUGUAGAAGACCCAACCCGAGUCUGAACCAGUCCCUUACUCAGCCCAGAAUCCUGGUCCUGGUAGUGACCGUGGUUCUGAUUGAAACCAGCAAGUUUCUUCUCACUGAGCACUUUCUCAACUUUUCGGCGUUGAAUCCAUCCUGCUGACCUCCUUGGUGCUCCUGAGCCUUCUGGUGUUCUGGUCGGAACCAUCCUGGCGUGUUUUUAGGGUUUUAGUUUUUACGAGUCUCUCUGUGGUCAGAUCCUCACACUCUGGACGGUAGCCAAACUGGGAAUUUCUUAAAGAACGAGGUCCACAUUUAAGCAGACAGGUUCUGGUUCUGUCUGGUCCCUAUGUGGGUUUUUAGAUGGGAUUUCAGGAUUUUAAUCGGGUGCAUCGUUUACUGACGUUUGACUUGAAAGCUGCCGUUUUGGGUCCAUUAGGACUUGGUUCUGUUGGACAGAACCUUGGAGGUCCAGACUGUAGCCGAAUGCUGAGGCGACAACCCUUUGGUAUUUGAGAUUAUGGUGCCGCCCAUCAUCUGUUACCAGCCAGAUUUAGUAGUAUGAGACUUUGGGGAAGUUCUCCACUUUUUUACGCUCUGACAGAACCUGAAUGCACCACAAGACUAAUAAAAGUUCUCCCAGCCAGAACGAUGACUGUAAAAGCAACAUGAUGAUGAUGUCAUUCUGUAUUAAUGGUGUCACACUGUAACCCUGCUACGGCAGGAAGUGAUGGAAAGCCAGCACCUUGUCUGUUCCUGUUGUAUCUUUUCAGAAUAAAAGUUGAAUAAUGUGU
This is a messenger RNA of Oryzias latipes (Japanese medaka), 2400 nucleotides long. RefSeq names its product protein phosphatase 1 regulatory subunit 3C-B. Lineage: Eukaryota; Metazoa; Chordata; Actinopteri; Beloniformes; Adrianichthyidae. Gene Ontology annotation, biological process: regulation of glycogen biosynthetic process. The record is from RefSeq and is a predicted model, not a curated record. Gene Ontology annotation, cellular component: protein phosphatase type 1 complex. Gene Ontology annotation, molecular function: protein phosphatase 1 binding; glycogen binding.